Messenger RNA from Cajanus cajan (pigeon pea), 4126 nucleotides. NCBI's taxonomy places the organism in Eukaryota, Viridiplantae, Streptophyta, Magnoliopsida, Fabales, Fabaceae. The record is from RefSeq and is a predicted model, not a curated record.
GACAAUGCAAAAUUAAUGGUCUCUUUCUUCUUCUUCUUUUUUUUUUUUUAUAUUUUAUAUAUUUUUAUUUUUGUAUUUAAUCGUUGCCCCAUCUUUAAUAUUUGGGUGAGUUUUGAUGACUAUAGAUGAGGUGAUGUAUGCUAUAUAUAUGGGUAUUCGCAGUGGUAAUUAAAGUGAGAACAAGUAUCAUCCAAUUGUGUAAUAUGAAUCACUUAGUCCUUGUGAUGAUAAUGAGUAUAAUGUCAAGGAAGAGUCUGAUGCGUUUGAAAUUGAUAAUGUUGAUGGUGUGUUUGGUGUGGGUGCAGGUUGUUUGUGGUGAGCAUGAAAUACAAUGCAUUCAAAGGGAGAGGGAAGCACUUCUCCAAUUCAAGGCUUCUCUUUAUGAUUCCUUUGGCAUGACCUCCUCUUGGACCACUCCUGAUUGCUGCCAAUGGAAGGGCAUUCGCUGCAGCAACCUCACUCGCCAUAUAAUCAUGCUCGACCUGCACGCUGACUUUCAUGUGGAAUAUGCUUUCAAUUACUAUGAAAUCUCCAGCUCGGGAAGUUAUCUCAGCGGAGAGAUCCACGAAUCGUUGAUGGAGUUGCAACAACUAAACUAUUUGAACUUCAGUUUCAAUUCUUUUGGCAAUACACAUAUUCCAGAGUUUCUUGGCUCUCUAACCAGCUUGAUAUCCCUUGACCUAUCAUCAUGUGGUUUUCGUGGAAAAAUUCCAACUCACAUUGGCUCUCUUUCUCAUUUGAAAUACUUAAAUCUUGCUGGGAAUUCUCUGGAGGGUUCAUUAUUCCCUCUUCAACUUGGAAAUCUCUCCCAGUUGCAACAUCUUGAUCUCAACAGCAAUUAUUUUGAAGGAAAGAUACCAUCCCAACUCGGAAAUCUCUCCAAGUUGCAGUAUCUUGAUCUCAGGUACAAUUCUUUUGAAGGAAAUAUACCAUCUCAGCUUGGGAACCUUUCAAACUUACAGGAGCUUUAUCUUGGAGGAUAUUACUAUGGUGAUGGUCCUCUCAAAAUUGAUGAUGGAGCUCCGUGGUUGUCUAAUCUCAUUUCUUUAACCCAUCUUUACUUGUGGUCCAUACCUAAUCUUAACACUUCUCACAGCUACCUGCAAAUGAUUGCCAAGCUACCAAAACUAAGACAACUAAGUUUAAGGGAUUGUAGCCUUUCCGAUCAUUUUAUCUUUUCAUUGAGGUCUUCUACAUUCAAUUUUUCUACUUCCCUUUUCCUCCUUGAUCUAUCCUUGAACACCUUCACGUCACCAAUGAUAUUCCAGUGGGUGUCAAACAUCACUUCCAACCUUGUUGAGCUUGAUCUUAGUGAAAAUCUCUUGGAGGUUUCCACAUCCAAUCAUUUUGGCAUGGUCAAGAUGAAUUUGCUUGAGCACCUUCACCUCUCUUAUAAUAGAUUGAAGGGUGAGGUUUUGAAAUCCUUCAUGAAUAUAUGCACCUUACAUUCUUUAUACAUGAAUGGAAACAAUUUGACUGAAGACCUUUCAUCAAUUCUUCAUAAUUUGUUUGAUGGUUGUGUUAGACACUCAUUACAAGAAUUGGAUUUGAGUUUCAAUCAAAUCAUAGGCUCCUUACCUGACUUUUCAGUAUUUUCAUCUUUAAAAAUCUUGGAUCUUUCCACAAAUCAGUUGAGUGGGAAGAUACCUGAAGACAACGAAUUGUCAUCUCAAAUGGAGUCUUUAUUCAUUAGCUCAAACUCUUUAGAAGGUGGAGUUCCAAAAUCAUUUGGGAGAGCGUGUACUUUGGGCUCAUUGGACCUUUCUAAUAAUAGUUUAAGUGAAGAGCUAUCAGUAAUAUUUGAUCACUUGUCCGGGUGUUCUAGAUACUCAUUGCAAGCAUUAAACUUGGAAAUAAAUAGAAUCAAUGGUACGUUGCCUGACCUUUCAAUACUCUCAUCUUUAAAAAUAUUGAUUCUUUCUGAAAAUCAUUUAAGUGGAAAAAUUCCUGAAAACAACAUAUUGUCAUAUCAAUUGAAGUUUUUGUCAAUUAGCUCAAACUCUUUAGAAGGUGGACUUCCAAAAUCAUUUGGCAAUGCAUGUGCUUUAUACUCAUUGGACAUGUCUAACAAUAGCUUGGGUGAAGAGUUUACGAAAAUAAUCCAUCACCUAUCUGGAUGUGCUAGAUAUUCAUUGAAAUAUUUAUAUCUAAGCAUGAAUCAAAUCAAUGGGACACUACCUGACCUCUCAAUAUUCUCAUCUUUAAAAAUAUUAUAUCUUGGUGGAAACAAGUUAAAUGGAGACAUUCCUAAAGAUAUUGGAUUUCCACCUCGCCUAGAAAGUCUAGAUAUGCGAUCAAAUUCCUUAAAAGGUGUGUUCACUGACUACCAUUUCACUAAUGUAUCUAUGUUAAACUUCUUGGACUUAUCUGAGAACUCAUUAUUGACCUUGAAGUUCACACAAAAUUGGGUUCCACCAUUUCAAUUGAGCUACAUAAGAUUGCGAUCUUGCAUGCUAGGUCCAACAUUUCCCAAAUGGUUGAAAACGCAAAAUGAUUUGAAUGAUCUUGACAUUUCAAAUGCUGGAAUAUCAGAUUUGGUUCCAAUGUGGUUUUGGGAUAAAAUAGCAUUGCAAAAAUGGAUUUCAAUGAAUAUUUCGUACAACAAUCUCUUUGGUAUAAUUCCAAAUUUUCCACUAAAGAAUCCUUUUUAUUCCCUGAUUCUUGGAUCAAAUCGAUUUGUAGGCUCAAUACCACCAUUUCUACGAUAUUCCAUGUUUCUUGAUUUAUCAAAAAAUAAAUUCUCAAAUUCUUUUUCAUUUUUAUGUGCCAAUGGUACAGAUGAAAUCUUAUACCAAUUAGACCUUUCAAAUAAUGAAUUAUUUGAACAAAUUCCAGAUUGUUGGAGCCAUUUCAAAUCAUUAUCUUAUUUAGAUCUAAGUCACAACAAUUUUUCAGGAAAGAUUCCUACUUCCAUGGGGUCUCUUUUUGAUCUUCAAGCAUUACUAUUGAGAAACAACAACUUAACAAAUGAGAUCCCUUUCUCUUUAAGGAAUUGCAAGAAGCUAGUAAUGCUAGAUAUGGCAAAAAACAAGUUAUCAGGCCUUAUCCCUGCUUGGAUUGGGAGAAAAUUACAAGAGUUGCAAAUUUUAAGUUUGGGGAUGAAUCAUUUUAAUGGAAGUUUACCACCAGAAAUUUGUUAUCUAAGAAGCAUUCAAUUGUUGGAUCUCUCGUUAAACAACUUAUCUGGGAAAAUUCCCAGAUGCAUAAAAAAUUUUACUUCAAUGGCUCAAAAUGCAUAUUCAAGUUAUUAUGCCUAUCAUUGGUAUUUUGUCAACAUCAGUUAUACCUCAUUCAAAAGGACAUACGAUUUGAAUGCAUUCUUGAUGUGGAAAGGUUCAGAACAAAUGUUCAAGAAUACUGGGUUAUCACUUUUAAAAAGCAUUGAUCUCUCAAGCAAUCACUUUUCAGAAGAAAUUCCUAUUGAAAUAGAGAAUUUAUUUGAAUUGAUUUCAUUGAAUUUAUCAAAUAACCAUUUGAUCGGAAAAAUUCCUUCAAAUAUUGGAAAGCUAAAAUCUCUUGAAUUUCUUGAUUUGUCAAGAAAUCAACUUGCUGGUUCAAUUCCUAUUAGUCUUGUUCAAAUUGAUCGACUCUCUGUGUUAAAUUUGUCAAAUAACCAUUUAUGUGGGAAAAUUCCAACUGGCACACAAUUACAAAGUUUCGAUGCCUCAAGUUACGAAGAUAAUCCUGAUCUUUGUGGACCACCACUUGAGAAAUUGUGUAUUAAUGAGGAGCCAAAACAAAGACCGGUUGUUAAACUUCAUGAGGAUGGAUUGUUUUUUACUCGUGAGUUUUACAUGAGUAUGACAAUUGGAUUUGUUAUAAGUUUUUGGGGAGUUUUUGGCUCGAUCUUGAUCAAACGUUCUUGGCGACAUGCUUAUUUCAAGUUCUUAAGCAAUGUAAAAGACACAAUUUACGUCAUGGUAGCAGUGAAAGUUUUGAAGUGGCGGCAUAGAAUAUAGCUGAGGAAUUGUGAAGAGGUUGUUGCUGCCUGAUUACACCCUUGAUGUGGAUUCCUUCUUUUCAGGUGAGAGUCGGCUUCAGGAUGAUGAUAUAUAGGAGGUCGAUGUCUCAUAAGUAGUUUUUUAUGCUUUAACUAUGAUAUAUAUCAGAGCAAAACUUAUGGAUU